Messenger RNA from Clarias gariepinus (North African catfish), 5109 nucleotides. RefSeq names its product A disintegrin and metalloproteinase with thrombospondin motifs 14. Lineage: Eukaryota; Metazoa; Chordata; Actinopteri; Siluriformes; Clariidae. The record is from RefSeq and is a predicted model, not a curated record. Gene Ontology annotation, biological process: extracellular matrix organization; proteolysis. Gene Ontology annotation, molecular function: metalloendopeptidase activity. Gene Ontology annotation, cellular component: extracellular matrix. The coding region runs from base 184 to 3897 and encodes 1237 amino acids. The transcript has 22 exons.
ACCCGCUCAGGACCGGACGGUGCAGUGGAACCGGGACAGAGAGACACACAGCUGGAGGAGAACUGCACGGAGCCGCUGCGCCUCACACACACACACACACACACACACACCAUAGCCCCGAUGGUCGGAGCAGGGCAGCAGUGUGUUGAAUGUGUGUGUGUUUGAGCUCAGAGUCACAGCGACAUGGACUGUUUCUACAUCCUGAUCUGCGCGAUCACACUCGGACUGCUGGAGAACUCCAGGGCGAGUCUGUCGGAGAAGCUAAGUGAAUUUGGCCUCAUCGUGCCCUUCAGCACAGACUCUCGUGGGCGCUACGUCUCUCACGUGCUCUCCUCCGGCUCGGCGUCCGCGUUCCCCUCGGACCGGCGGCGGGUGUCUCGCAGCGCUCCUGCGGCGUCCUCCAGGUACCUGUUCUUUAACGUCACCGUGUUCGGGAGGGAGCUGCAUUUGCGACUCAGGGCUAAUCGGAGACUGGUGGCUCCUGGUGCUUACGCGGAAUGGCACGAGGACUUUGAGGAGAAGGAGAAAGAGCGGAUCAACAAGGACUGCCUGUUCACCGGAGACGUCAGCGACAUGCCGCGAGCUUCAUCAGUGGCCAUCAGUAACUGUGACGGACUCGCUGGACUGAUUCGCACAGAUAAAGGCGAGUUCUUUAUUGAGCCACUACAGAAGGGUCAGCAGGGGUCAGAGGUCCAAGGUCGAGUUCAUGUGGUGUAUCCGAGGUCAGCAGUCAAACGACCAAAUCAGGAGGAUCUGCCUAAUGAAGUACCCGAUUUUGGGAUAGCUGAGCUCCCGAACGCUCUGGAGGUAGUGGAGCAGAAGCUCUCUGAAUCAGAGCGUAAACGCAGACAUGCUAAGAAGGACUACAGCAUUGAGGUUCUCCUGGCUGUAGAUGACUCUGUGGUGCGCUUUCACGGCAAAGAGCAUGUCCAGAACUAUGUCCUCACACUCAUGAACAUAGUAGAUGAGAUAUACCACGAUGAAUCUCUGGGUACGAGCAUCAACGUCGUUAUCGUCCGUAUGAUCAUGGUGGGCUACCGUCAGUCUGUGAGCCUGAUCGAGCGAGGGAACCCGUCUCGCAGUCUCGAGCAGGUGUGUCGCUGGGCCAACACGCAGCAGAGGCUGGACCCGAAGCACUCGGAGCACCACGACCACGCCGUCUUCCUCUCCAGGCAAGACUUUGGUCCUGCAGGUAUGCAAGGUUACGCCCCCGUGACAGGCAUGUGCCAUCCACUGAGGAGCUGCACGCUCAAUCACGAGGACGGGUUCUCAUCAGCGUUCGUGGUGGCGCAUGAGACCGGCCAUGUCUUGGGUAUGGAACAUGAUGGUCAGGGGAACCGGUGUGGAGAUGAAACCAGUAUGGGCAGCAUCAUGGCUCCUCUGGUUCAGGCGGCGUUUCACAGAUACCACUGGUCUCGCUGCAGCAAACAGGAACUCAACCGCUACUUACAUUCAUAUGAUUGUCUCCUAGACGAUCCGUUCGAACACAAGUGGCCCAAACUGCCCGAGCUGCCGGGGAUUAAUUACUCCAUGGAUGAACAGUGUCGCUUCGACUUCGGCGUGGGCUACACCAUGUGCACAGCUUUCAGGACGUAUGAUCCGUGUAAGCAGUUGUGGUGCAGUCAUCCUGAUAAUCAGUAUUUCUGUAAGACAAAGAAAGGACCUCCGGUGGACGGGACGGAGUGCGCGCCUGGCAAGUGGUGUUUUAAAGGUCACUGUAUCUGGAGAUCAUCUGAUCAGGUGUAUGGUCAUGAUGGAGGAUGGAGCUCAUGGGGAAGGUUUAGUUCCUGCUCCAGAACAUGUGGGGGAGGGGUUCGGUCCCGCAGCCGCCAGUGUAACAACCCACCUCCAGCGUAUGGGGGACGUGAGUGUCCAGGCAGUGAGUUUAACUAUCAGACCUGUAACACAGACGACUGUCCCAGUCCCUACGAGGACUUCAGAGCGCAGCAGUGUGUACAGCGCAGCAACAAAUACCACAACAACAUCAAACACACCUGGCUGCCCUACGAACAUCCAGAGGAGGACCGUAAGUGUGAGCUGAGUUGUCGCUCUAAAGAGACAGGAGAGGUGGUGUUUAUGAAUCAGGUGAUGCAUGAUGGGACGCGAUGCAGUUACACCGAUCCGUUCAGUGUGUGUGCCCGAGGAGAGUGUCUGCACGUGGGAUGUGAUAAGGAAGUCGGCUCCUAUAAACAGGAGGAUAAGUGCGGUGUGUGUGAAGGAGACAACUCUCACUGUCGCACGGUCAAGCUGACGCUCACCAAAACGCCCAAACUCAAAGGCCUCCUGAAGGUGUUUGAUAUCCCUGCAGGAGCGAGACACAUCGUCAUUGAGGAGAACACUCCGUCUCCACACCUCAUGGCGGUUAAAAGUCAGGUGACCGGGAGUUUCAUCCUCAACGCAAAGGGAGAUGAGGUGAAAUCGAAGACGUUCAUCGAGAGCGGUCUGGAGUGGGAGUACACACUCGAGGGGGACAAAGAGACGCUAAAAACCGCCGGGCCGCUGCAUGAAGGCCUCCUGGUGCUGGUGGUUCCUAAAGAAGAAGACAGAAAGAUCAGUUUGAGUUACAAAUACAUCAUCCAUGAGGAUCUGGUUCCCGUCAUCACCAACAACAACGUGCUGCUGUCUGAACUCGACAGUUACGACUGGGCGCUGAAGAGCUGGACACAGUGCACCAAGCCCUGCGGAGGAGGUGUACAGUAUGCUAAGUACGGUUGUAGGAGAAAGAAUGAUGGGCAUCUGGUGUCACGAACUCUCUGUGACAUCAACAAGAGGCCCAAACCGAUCCGCAAACGCUGUAAUGUCAACGAGUGCAACCCACCCACGUGGAUAACAGAGGACUGGGGUGCGUGCAGUAAGACGUGUGGUGAGCUGGGUAUUCAGUCACGUGUGGUUCAGUGUGUUCAGCAUCAACACAACAGCACACACAGACUCCUGCACACCAAAUACUGCACCUCAGACAAACCCCCUGCACACCGAGUGUGUAACACCACCAUACCCUGCCCUGCCCAGUGGAGGACAGGAGCCUGGUCUCAGUGCUCUGUGACGUGUGGUGUCGGAAUCAAGCAGCGUCAGGUUGUGUGCAGAUCUUCAGAAAACACCUCAGCUCAGUGUGAUGAAGCAAAACCUGAGAGUGUGUCCAUCUGCAAGCUCUCACCAUGUCCAGGAGAGUCAUCGCUGUCCCACCCUACUGCGGACUCCUCAGGUAACGACACUGCUGAUGGGGACGUCAAUAAGAUCUUGAAUGAACCUUGCGUUCAUGAUGAAUCAAUAUUCUGUCAGAUGGAGGUCUUGGCUCGGUACUGUUCUGACCCUGGGUAUAAUAAGCUGUGCUGUGAGUCCUGUAAUAAGAACAUGGGAAUGUCUACAGCAGCACCUGGUUCAUACACGUCCUCCUCAGUGGAGCCUAACUCCUCCUCUAACCCCCUCUCCUCCAGCGCUUACCCCUCCAUCCUGCCGACCACGCCUCCUCGGACGACUGAUAAAGCUAAUGCUAAAGAUAGCCAAACACACUCCACUGUGCCAGGUCUGGUCACAGCUACAGCUACAGGUUCAACCCCUCACCCCGAUGGAGUUUCUUCAGAGUCUUCUCCACCUUCUGGUUCACCUCUACCUCCAGAGCUGACUGCUAGUACCAGCAAUAUUAUUAGCACUGGCACCAGCAUUAGCACCAGCAUUAGCACAAGCACAAGCAUUAGCACCAGCAUUAGCACCAGCAUUAGCACCAGCAUUAGCACAAGCAUUAGCACAAGCAUUAGCAUCACUGCCACCCAUCGGCCUUCUCAGGACACGCAGAAUACAGAACCUCAGGGCAGCACUUUAACCCCAUCAACUUUAGUCCCGAAAGGACCGGAGGAAGAGGUGGACACCCAGAACAGGAACGUAACAGUGGUCACAUGAUCAGGAAGUGAGACGCUGUGUCCCUGUGGUGCUGAGCGCGUUGUGCCACUGAAACAAUCUCUUAUUGUUUUUGUUUUUUUUUGUUCGUAAACCCUCUGUGCCAGUAAUGGGUUACCUCAGACCUGCAGGGUGAAACUACACAGGUGUAAAACCACAUUUCCCACAAUCCUUUGCUGCAUGGAAGUACACACUAAAAGGUGCUGUGAUUUUUGUAACUACUUUGAAUAACGUGGUGAAUUUCAGCGACCCUACCGCUCGAGUGUUUGUUCAGAACUACUUGAUUAAUCCAGGAUCAUCAUUAGCACAUGCAGCUAGAGUCAGGUCUAAAAGUCUGCCCUGGAGCAUGGGCCAUGAUCUUAACCCCUGCUGUAUGUGAGUGUUUAGAAGUGGGGCUGUUGGUCAUCUGAUUUAGGACAGAUUUAUUUUAUUGUUUGUUUUUAAAUGUUGUAUUAUUUAACUGGUGCAUCAGCUCAUAAAUGUUUGAACAAGAUUAAUCAAGUAUCAGCUGUGUUUAUUUAAAUCAUUAAUAAUCUCUGUGAUAUACUCAGACUUUUGGACCUGACUGUUCAUACUUCAGUUAUGUUUAGUGCAUACGAGAGCCGUUCAAGUCAAACUGGGACUUGUGAUUACAUUUCUGCUGGUGGCGUAGAAGCGAUUGCCUCACCCCCUGUGUACAGUCCGGACUUCGCUCCAAGACAUUUUAAGACAUUUUUGGGCUGGUAAAGGAGUUCCUGGGAGGCCAGUGUUUCUUAUAGAGUUACAUAUAUAGUUUUAUAUAAAGAAAUAAACUCUGAGGACUGUUCUGUUCUGUUAUUGUGGACAGUUAAAGGUCCUGCUUUGACUCGAACGCUCCUCAUAUUUAGUACUCAAACAGGUGUACAGGUAAGGUGGGUUUAAGCUGCAGCACAUUCUUUCAUUUUGUUUCCUAAAUCUUAGCUGGAGUUUGGGAUUUUCCUUUUUUUUUUUUAUUAAAACUGUAUAUAGUGUAAAUGUCAGUAUUAUUAGGAAGGCAUGUAGCUAUUAAUAACCAUAACACGUACAGUAGAUCCUGCAAUAACUAGGAGGACCUGGUGGCUGUGGUGUUAAAGUUUAACCCUUGUUUAUUAUUGUAUAGUUAUUGUAUAUACAUGAAUGAGAGCUUUAAAUGUUAAUAUUUAUUAUGUUUUUAAAAAUCGUAGGAAGAUGAAAUACAUGUAAAUACAGUACACAUUA